Messenger RNA from Maylandia zebra (zebra mbuna), 478 nucleotides. It is a transcript of the gene smkr1, whose product is annotated as small lysine rich protein 1. The record is from RefSeq and is a predicted model, not a curated record. NCBI's taxonomy places the organism in Eukaryota, Metazoa, Chordata, Actinopteri, Cichliformes, Cichlidae.
GCAAAAGAAUUUAAGCUCCGGUGGAAGGCCAACCCCCUUCAUACAUGAGCAAGUCCAGUCUGUUUCUACGACAACAGGAUGUAAACAGAUGGGGUAUCACUGUCACCGCUGAAGCCAUUCGAGUGCCACUUAAAGUGCCAAGGCGAGAGCUGCCCACCAGGAAAUCAAGAUCCCACAGUUCCAAGUCAGCCAAGAAGACUAUGAGCCCAAAGACACCUAAAAAGAGGUCCUCAUGUAGUGCCAAAGUCACCACAACCGAGGUGGACAUCCUCAGCCCAGCAGCCAUGGAGAAUAUCUACUACAUUGCUCACAAUGCAGCAGACUGCCUGGAGUUCAGAGGAUUUGGGUGGCCAAAUUCAAAGAAGAAAAAGAAGGGGACAAAACGAAAGAAAAACUGAAUCAUAAAUUUUGCCAAAGAGAAUUUUAACUGCCUUCCAAUGGUGACACCUACUGGAUGGAUUUGAGAUGACAGUUUGAG